AUGACUGAAGUGGUAAGUGUGGUAUGACCUUUGAGAAAAUUAUGUUUAGGACGGGGAAACAAUUGAUUCAGCAAGAGAAACAAAAAUCGACGGAGAACAUGAGAACAAGAAGACCAAUAAAGUAAGCAAUCUCGGGGUUCCAGGAUUUGUAUUUUAAGCUCGACUCCUUGCCAAAGGAGUCAUUGAUAAAUCUACUCAAAAAACAAGUAACCAUCACCAAACAGCUAAAGCAGCAAGUGGCAGAUACCAAGAAGGAGGUAUGUGCAAUAAAAUUUUGUUAAAGUUCCUUAAUUUUAGUUAGAUGAUUUGCGCACACAGGUCAAAAAUACAGAAAAUGUAAGAGAAGUCAUCAUUAUCAAGCAUAAAGUUUAGAGAGACAAUACAGUCAUCCAAUUGGAGUUAUCAGAUUACAAAAAGAGUUUGGAACAGAUUAAGAAGAAGCUGGAGGUGUCUGAAACAUCAUUGGCAAAGAAGGAUGGACUGUUAAACGAGGUAGUGGAAAAGAUGAAGACCCUCACCGAACAAAAUAUGGCAUUAGAAGACGAAAAACAAAACUUGGAAAAGGAAAUCGGUAGACUAACAGCUGAAUCAAAAGGUAAAGUAAUAUAACUCGAGGGGUUAGUUAUUUCAGUUUAUGAUUAUGACCAAAAUAUUUCAGAAAAAGACCUCAAGCUCGAAGAAAUCGAUAGGAAUGCUGGAGAUUUGAAGAAAAUGUCCGAUGAAAAAGAAAAAAAGAUUGUUAAUCAACUUUCGGAAUUCAAAGAUACAAUUGAACGGCAGGGAAAAGUACUGGAAGAAACCAGAACAGUACUACAACAUACUAAGGAAGAAAAUGUGAAUCUUGUGAGGAUUAACCAAAGAAUCGAAGACAGUCUUGAGUCGGUACGAAACGAGUUUAAAAAAUAUAAAGAUCGGGCCGAGUUUCUUUUAAGUAGUCAAAGUGACAAUGCUAAGAGUAAGGUCAAUGACGGGUUUGAAUUGGAAGAAAUGUCACGACAGUUAGCUCAGAGGAAUAGUGAGCUCGCCGAAUUGAAGUAAGCGGCCUUUAUUCUGUUUAUAUUCAUUUAGUGAUAAAAUCAUCCACAUUCAACAUGAACUCAACUCUCAAAAAGAAAGGAAUGCAGCAUUGAAAUCAGAAUUAGAGGACUCCAGGAUGUCAGUUACUCUGAUCCAGAAGGAUUUCAAUGAACAGCGAAAACGAAUUGUAAAUGAAUAUGACGAAAGAAUUAAAAGUCUGACCUCCGACAACGAUAAAUUGAGGUUGGAGUCGAUCGAUUGGAGAGAGCGGGCUUUGAAAAGUCAGGCUCAGACACCGGUGGCAUCAAAUAUUGAGGAAAUCAAAGAGUUAAAUAAGCAAGUUUCCCUCCUUAAAGAUGAAAUACUGACGUACAAACAGAGGGAGAUGUCUAACGUCGUCGAAACCCCGCGUAUGAUGGUAGGUGCCAUCAUAUUCUGUUUAUUAUAUUUCCAGAACUAUGAAUGCCAUCACAAGAAAAGUGUUCCCAACCCUAUCAACUUUAAUAUCGAGAGUUACUACCAUGGGAACCCUCAAGAUGGGUUUACAGAGCCUGUUCAUAGGCCCGAAGGAGAUCUGGUUAAAAGUCUGAAGAAUGUUCUGGAGGCGCGCAACGAUGACGAAACCGCGUCCACCCUGAAUUUUGAGACGUAUUCGUUGUCCGAUUCCUUUAUGCUUGAACCGGAGAUCGCGGCUCAACAAUUGGAACACAUGAAGGAAUUACUGCAAGAUACAGAGGAGACGAAUGCCAAGUUAGAAGAUCAAGUUAGAGUGCUAAAAGAGGAGAUCAGAAGAAGUGAGAGAGAAAAGGAGAGAGAAAAACAUCUCGCUAAGAAUACCGAGUACCUCAAAAAUGUUGUCAUCAAGUUCUUGGCCCCAGAGAAGGUUAAUGAUGGCCGGACUCAGCUCUUGCCAGUCCUCUGUACCCUUCUUAGUCUAACUCCUCAGGAGAAAGAUAAGAUCCAGGAGUAUCUGAAGUCCCAGGGUGUCCAGGAGUCCACUCACCCGCCUUCCGAAUGGUCUGGAUACUUUGGGCCUUUGUCGGGGAUCUUCUAA
This is a messenger RNA of Bursaphelenchus xylophilus (pine wood nematode), 2071 nucleotides long. The record is from the annotation of a GenBank genome assembly. NCBI's taxonomy places the organism in Eukaryota, Metazoa, Nematoda, Chromadorea, Rhabditida, Aphelenchoididae.